AUGACCACAGCUGCCGCUUCGGUCUCAGCUCAAGCACCCCCUGUCGCUCAUGCGAUCGGUGGAUCAUUGGGAAGCGCAAUUUCCUUGUUUUUAGCUUACCCUCUGGAAAGGGCUCGUAUCGACCUGCAAUCAGGGGCAUCUCUGCCAACUAAAAAUAACUCAUUGAACUCUGUUGAAGACGAAAUCGACGGAUUUCCGACAAACCACCAGGGGCCAAUAUCGCCAUCACCACGCACUGACUCCUCUUGCGUGUCACUUCACCAGAACGAGGAGAAGAACAAAGAAUCAUCCAAAGAAGAGACUGAAACUACACCAAACAAUCAAAAAAUAAGUUCUUCUACUCCAAUCAACCCGACAAUCGAUCCCAGCUCGGCGACAACCAGUGCGACAAAGAAGAGAAAGGAAACCUUGUUCGAGUGCCUUAUGAGGCUACAUCAACGAAAAGAGUUAUACACUGGUGUAUCUCCCGUGGUAUCGACCAUCUUUACAAGUCAAUUCAUAUUCUUCUACAUGCAUGCAGUGGUUAAGAAAUUAUUCAAUCAGUCUUCGAGAGGGGGGUCGAAACGGAAUGCUGCAGCUGUGUCGCUCCUGUCGUCUUGUAUAGCUGGAUUAGGGAACGUGUUGCUUACCAAUCCACUUUGGGUAGUCAACAUGGCAAUUGUCACUGGUGAGACAAAAUCGCAGAAUUUGUGGAGAGAAUUAUACGUCAUGAUACAGAAGAAGGGCCUUAGACACAUGUGGAGUGGUACGUCUGCAUCGGUACUAUUGGUGUCCAAUCCAGUGAUUCAAUUCUUUUGCUAUGAGCAAAUGAAAGCGGCUCGAUUAACAUCACCAAACAAGUCCAUCUUGCCUCCAAUCGAAGCCUUCUUUAUUGGCGCCAUGGCAAAGGGGGUUGCUACUGUUACCACCUAUCCAUUACAAUUGGCUCAAACUGUAAUGCGGUUAGAACACAAACACAAGGGAACCUUGGACUGUCUUCGCAAACUGUAUGCUGAUGGUGGUUUUCGAAAACUCUUUAUUGGAAUGCGUGCUAAACUGUUGCAAACAGUCUUGACAGCUGCCUUUACCUUCUUGACGUACGAACAAAUUUUAGGUGUGGUACAAGCAACCUUAAUCUCAGCGGUUGGCAAGAAUGAUUCCACAGUACCGGUACCGUAA
This is a messenger RNA of Cylindrotheca closterium, 1158 nucleotides long. The record is from the annotation of a GenBank genome assembly. Lineage: Eukaryota; Bacillariophyta; Bacillariophyceae; Bacillariales; Bacillariaceae.